UUUAAAUCUGUUCUAACCUUUAUGAACUUUAAAGACUAGAUAUUUUCUUUUGGUGUUUUUUUUAAAUCGAAAACGAUGUCAACAGUCAUGAAAUCUACUAAACUAUUCAACUAUACUAAUAUUUCAAAUAUUUUUCAAAGAUUUUCGAGUACAACGUCAUCUAAGCUGAUUUAUUUUGAAUAUGGAGAUCCGCUUAAAGUAGUAAAUUUGGAACAGGAAAGUAUAGCAGAUCCCAAUGACCAACAAGUACUUAUUAAAAUGUUAGCAGCACCUGUGAACCCAGCAGAUAUUAACACCAUACAAGGAAAGUAUCCCUCCAAGCCAGAGCUACCUGCAGUUCCCGGAAAUGAAGGAGUUGGAGUUGUGGAAAAAGUUGGUUCUGGUGUUGUUGGUAUUAGUCGAGGGGACCAUGUAGUGCCUCUUACGGCUAACUUAGGUACCUGGCGUACUCAUAUUGUGUUAAAUUCUAAUAAUGUGUUAAAAGUUCCAAAAAAAUUGGGAUUAGUUGAAGCAGCUACUUUAACUGUGAACCCUUGUACAGCAUAUAGGAUGUUACGAGAUUUUACAGCAUUGAAACCUGGUGAUACUGUUAUUCAAAAUGGAGCCAAUUCAGCUUGUGGUCAGAAUGUAAUACAAUUAUGCAAGUCAUGGGGUGUCAGAACAGUUAAUAUAGUAAGAAAUAGACCAGAAAUAGAUGAACUGAGGAAGUUUUUACAGAAUUUAGGAGCUACGUAUGUUCUUACAGAAGAGGAAAUAAGGAGUACUGAUAUAUUUAGAGGAGCUGUUGAUAAGCCGAAGUUGGCUCUGAACUGUGUAGGUGGAAAAAGUGCCUUGGACAUUAUGAGAUACUUACAGAAUGGUAGUCCAAUAGUUACCUAUGGAGGCAUGUCUAGGGAGCCUGUUACAGUCCCAACUUCUGCUCUAAUCUUCAAGGAUAUUAAAGUUAGAGGCUUCUGGAUGACCAGAUGGACAAAAGAAAAUGGAAGUAGUGUGGAAAGAAUGGAGAUGUUUGAGGAACUGAUUUCUUUAAUGACCAAUAAUGAUUUACAUGGGCCUUCUCACAAAAUGGUGAGGUUUAAUAACUAUCACGAGGCUAUUAUGAACACUCUGACAGUUAAAGGAAUGACAGGAAAAAAGUUUAUCUUAGAUUUUACCAGUUAAACAUGUUCAUUGCGUUAAGACUACUUCAGUUUUUUUUAAUAACCUCAUUUUAAGUGGUGUACAGUUUUGUUCCCUUGAUAUUGUUAUUUUAUGUUAUGAAGACCAAAGAUUGUAAUAUAUAAUCAACAAAUAGUUGUUGAUUCACUUUUUGUAUUAGACAAUUGCAUUGCAACCACAAACCCACGAACAAUACCAAUAUCUUGAUCAUCUGCAGUUUUAAGUUAUAGUUCUGGCAUGUUUCAUUACAGUAUCAUAGAAAAAUAAGUUUAUAUAAAGUAUUUACUCUCCAAAUUGCAGCAUUUAGCCUUAAUAAUACAACAUUGGAUGAAAAUUGGAAAACUGUUUUUUUUAUUGAUUAUAUUACUUGUUUGUGGAAAAGUAUCAUUUUGGUGGUAUUUAAGUGUUUUACCUAAUAAAUGAGUAUGUUACCAAUGUGACCACUCUACAAUUAUUGUAUUAGUUUUUUAUUAGGUGUGUAUUAGUUUAUUCUGAAGUGCUCAUUUAUAUUUGAAAUUAAUAAAUUUAGAACAGAUCCGU
Molecule: messenger RNA, 1698 nt
Organism: Diabrotica balteata
Lineage: Eukaryota; Metazoa; Arthropoda; Insecta; Coleoptera; Chrysomelidae
Source: the annotation of a GenBank genome assembly